GUGAUUGGCGUCGCUGGUGUAUAUUUGCCCCGGGAGCGCAGGAGCCGGCAGCAGAAGUUGGCAAAGACGUGAUUAGGUGUUUGUGAUUGUCAGUGACAGUUCCGCCCCGCUCGCAGGCAGCCGGCUAUCGGCGCUCAGAUAAGAAGUGUUCUGGCUGGAAUGAGUAUUUCUGAGGCGGAAUACUGCCGUGUAGAGGAUUCGCAGCCGCCCCGGGGCGCAGGCUUGGACACGGCCGCUUCCCCAUGGGCUCGGGGCGAGAGCGCUGCUGCCUCCCAGCCCACAGCCACCCUUGCCACAGUUGUCGCCGCGAGUAAAGCGGAGGGGAACGGCGACAGCGAAUCCCGGAUCCGCCGCCCUAUGAACGCCUUCAUGGUCUGGGCAAAGGACGAACGUAAACGGCUCGCCCAACAAAACCCAGACCUGCACAACGCAGUCCUCAGCAAAAUGCUCGGGCAGUCCUGGAAAUCUCUCCCCUUUGACGAGAAGCGCCCGUUUGUGGAGGAGGCCGAGAGACUGCGAGUGCAACACUUACAAGACCACCCCAACUACAAAUACCGGCCGCGCAGGAAGAAGGCCAGCAAGAAGGUGAAGCGGAUGGAGGGCAGCCUGCUGGCACACGGCCUGACCCGACCCCACGGCCCCGCUCUCAGGACUAGAGCAGGAGCCGGCGGCGACCGGUACAGCCGGGGCCAGUCCGAGCCGAGGGCCGGCGGGCAGCACCACCAACUCGCCUCGCUCGCCCACUACCGCGACUUGCAUGGACUGGGCUCGGAGUUUGACAACUACGGCUUGCCCACGCCCGAGAUGUCCCCCUUGGACGCGCUGGAUCCCGUCUUCUUCCCCACUCACGCCCAGGAAGACGGCAACGUGCCCUACGCUGCCUAUCACCACCACCACCACCUAGACUACACCGCCAGAGAGAAGGCAGACGCCUUGAGCUACUCAGACCAGAUGUCUGCCAACGUGGCCGAGCUGGUGAGGAACCCGCAGCAUCUGUACUACAGCCAGAUGUGCCACGGAGGUCAGGGACACCUGGGACACCUGUCGCCUCCCCCUGAAGCCCCCCAGCACCUUGACAACAAUGUGGAACACUUUGGUCCAACCGAGCUGUGGACUGAUGUUGACCGCAGCGAGUUUGACCAGUAUUUGAACCUGGCAAGGACUCGUGCAGCUGAUAACUCCGGGCAAACCUUUCACGUCGCCCUGUCCAAACUGAACCCAAGAGGUUGCGAGGAGAGCAGUUUCAUCUCUGUACUGAGCGACGCCAGCAACGCUGUGUACUACAGCGCUUGUCUCAGCGGCUAGAUCGCCGAACUCAAUCAACGCUGUCCAACUAACUCCCCCUGCAAACAAAAAGACACACAAAAAGUGCUGGAGGAGCUCAGCGGGUCAGGCAGCAUCUGUGAUGGAGAAGGGACGUUCUUGGUCGGCGCCCUACUUCAGACUGAAGCUCAUAGAAACAUAGAAACAUAUAAAUUAGGUGCAGGAGUAGGCCAUUCAGCCCUUCGAGCCUGCACCGCCAUUUAAUAUGAUGAUGGCUGAUCAUCUAACUCAGUAUUCCGUACCUGCCUUCUCUCCAUACCCUCUGAUCCCCUUGGCCACAAGGGCCACAUCUAACUCCCUCUUAAAUAUAGCCAAUGAACUGGCCUCAACUACCCUCUGUGGCAGAGAGUUCCAGAGAUUCACCACUCUCUGUGUGAAAAAAGUUCUCCUCAUCUCGGUUUUAAAGGAUUUCCCCCUUAUCCUUAAGCUGUGACCAUCUGCCCAUUCCCUCCACAAACGCUGCCUACUGCCUAAACUAACCUGUCCCUGGGACAUUAUGGACAGGCGACAUCGUUUGGAAAAAGGGACCAUCGCUCAGAUUAAUCAGUCUGAAGAACAGCCCCGACCACAAACGCCUGGCCAUUCUCUCCUCGACCAGACUCUGCCUGACCCGCUGAGUUCCUCCAGCACUUUGUGUCUAGCCCAAGAUUCCAGCACCUGCAGUUUUCAUUUUUGUGUCACCAGUGUUAAGUCCCAGUGCGGGGUUAUUUGCAAUAUACUAUUUUUCUUUUCUUUUUUUUAAAUUGUAAUUAAACUGUUAUUGUAGGUAUAUAUUUACUUAUGUCUCCGCCGAGACAAACAGGCUGUGUCCCACUUGGGGUAAAGGGCGUAAUGAAGUCAACCAGAAAACAACAAUGAUAAUCGAACAAUGUCGGUGUCCAAAGCAAAUUAAUAAUAAAAAGGGAAUUGUAAUAAUCAGAGGUUAUUCCGACUGGAAUAUUUUGUAUAAACCUUCAUGGAGCAGCACAUACAGGUAGAUAUUUCAUCGAUUCAUGUCCAAAUGUAUAUGUGGAAGGUGGACAAAAAUGCUGGAGAAACUCAGCGGGUGAGGCAGCAAUGUACUUCUCGAGAUCGCUCUUUCCACCUUAUGUGGAUGGAUGCCACCUGAUAUUUUGGCGCUUUUGAACCUGAUUAUGCAUCUAACUGGCAGUGUACAGUGCUAACCUGAUCUCACAUACUGUUGUAGUGGUGCUUAUUUUGCUGUAAUUGCAUUUUCUAAAUCUGUUAAUAAAUUCUGUUAUUUAAUAAAUAAAAAACAGAACAACUUGAAAAUUGCUUCCGUAAUAUAAAA
Messenger RNA from Leucoraja erinaceus (little skate), 2614 nucleotides. RefSeq names its product SRY-box transcription factor 18 (gene sox18). Bases 160 to 1305 code for a protein of 381 amino acids. Gene Ontology annotation, molecular function: RNA polymerase II cis-regulatory region sequence-specific DNA binding; DNA-binding transcription factor activity, RNA polymerase II-specific. Gene Ontology annotation, biological process: lymphangiogenesis; vasculogenesis; angiogenesis. NCBI's taxonomy places the organism in Eukaryota, Metazoa, Chordata, Chondrichthyes, Rajiformes, Rajidae. The transcript is spliced from 2 exons. The record is from RefSeq and is a predicted model, not a curated record.